This is a messenger RNA of Trematosphaeria pertusa, 809 nucleotides long. RefSeq lists its product as uncharacterized. The coding region runs from base 81 to 329 and encodes 82 amino acids. NCBI's taxonomy places the organism in Eukaryota, Fungi, Ascomycota, Dothideomycetes, Pleosporales, Trematosphaeriaceae. The transcript is spliced from 3 exons. Gene Ontology annotation, cellular component: spindle; gamma-tubulin ring complex; centrosome. The record is from RefSeq and is a predicted model, not a curated record. Gene Ontology annotation, biological process: gamma-tubulin complex localization; mitotic spindle assembly; microtubule nucleation by interphase microtubule organizing center.
AAACACCCACCGCUCGAACAGUCUCCCAACCGAUAUACGCCCAAUCGACACAGCUUCAAUUCAACCGUGCCACAGUCAACAUGCCCUCCGAAGCCCCCGCCCCCUCGCAAGACGUGAAGCGCAAAGCCGCCCGCGAAGUCAUCGACAUCCUGCACGAAAUCGCAACACUUCUCAAUACGCACCUCGAUCGCCAACAGCUCUCCUACUGCGUGUCCUUAAUCGAGAACGGCGCGAAUCCUGAGGCACUCGCGAACGUCAUAAGGCAGCUUCGAGAGGAAUACGCGACGGAUUCUGUCGAUGGCGGAGCGGAGGAAGUAGGCGCGCGCUGACCUCGAAACGACACACUGGUUACAUUGAUGUCGCAUUACCACCCUCGACCCUGUCAACACGACUCUACACUAUAUUCACAAGCCAAAAACGCAUUGUUUCACCGCACUGCGAGAACGAUACUAUUGUUGGCUCCUUGGCACCCGUCUUAUCAGCGAGCUACGGAAAAGUCGCAUGUGAGCAAUAUCCAAGCAUGCGGGGCAACGCACCGGACAUCCCUGCCAAGGGUGUGAAUGCAUCGUUAUCAGUAGGCAACCCGACAGACCCGAACGACAUCCAUGACGCGAUAAGGUGUGCGAGGGAACCUGGGUGGCAGAACCAGCUAGCUUAGGGCCUGCCUGGUCGUUGGGACCGACUUCAUUUACACAGCUGACGACGACUGAUGGGGCCAAAAGGGAGGUGUAAAUAGUGAUGGAUUGAUAUGGACGCUGAACGAGGGUUCUAUGCGAAGUGAGGGUAUCUCUUGGAAUGGAAAACCGCCC